This is a messenger RNA of Cydia amplana, 1250 nucleotides long. RefSeq names its product homocysteine S-methyltransferase-like. The record is from RefSeq and is a predicted model, not a curated record. Gene Ontology annotation, biological process: S-methylmethionine cycle. Gene Ontology annotation, molecular function: S-adenosylmethionine-homocysteine S-methyltransferase activity; zinc ion binding. The transcript is spliced from 6 exons. Bases 11 to 1039 code for a protein of 342 amino acids. NCBI's taxonomy places the organism in Eukaryota, Metazoa, Arthropoda, Insecta, Lepidoptera, Tortricidae.
CACACUUGUGAUGACUCCAACGAACGGUGAGCUGGUUGAGCCGCCGGAGGUGGUGGUGCUGGAUGGGGGCUUCUCGUCGCAGCUGUCGUGCCACGUGGGCCACGUCAUCGACGGGGACCCGCUCUGGAGCGCCCGCUUCCUCCACACCAACCCCGAAGAAGUCGUUAACGCGCAUUUGGACUUUUUGAGAGCUGGAGCGGAUCUGAUAAUCACAAACACGUACCAGGCGUCAAUAGGCGGUUUCGUGGAGCAUUUGGGCGUUAACGAGGAGCAGGCGUACGCGCUGAUAGAGCGCGCCGUCGAGCUCGCCAAACGUGCCCGCACACUCUACCUCGAGGAAUUCCAAAACUUCUUGCAAAAUGAUCACGUGCCGCUGGUAGUGGGGUCCGUCGGCCCUUACGGGGCCCAUUUACACGACGGCUCCGAGUACGACGGCAGCUACGCGGACACAACAUCAGUGGAGACAAUGCGCGAAUGGCACCGACCACGCAUUCAGGCGCUCGUGGACGCAGGAGUCGAUCUGCUUGCGCUUGAGACUAUCCCGUGCCAAGAGGAGGCCGAGAUGCUUUGCGAGCUGCUCCGAGAAUACCCCCACAUGAAAGCUUGGUUGGCCUUCAGUUGCAAGGAUAACCAAAGCAUAGCUCAUGGCGAAAGUUUCCAAAAAGUGGCAAAGAAAUGUUGGGAAACGAACCCUGAUCAGCUGGUGGCCGUGGGAGUGAACUGCUGCGCGCCGUCCUACGUGAAAAAUCUCCUGAAAGGUUUCAACGACGACCGACCACACGCGCCGAUUCCACUUAUCGUUUACCCCAAUUCAGGCGAAAAAUACAACCCCGAAAUCGGCUGGAUCGACCGCGACAAAUGCGAAGCCGUGGAAGUGUUCAUCCAAGACUGGCUGGACCUCGGCGCGCGAUACGUCGGCGGCUGCUGCCGCACGUACGCGGCAGACGUCACCCGCAUCCGCAACCAGGUCGGCAAGUGGCGCGAGCGAUACCGCUUCCAGAACUUUCAGCCGGAGACCGCCAGCGAACACGUCUCCUAAAUACCGACAUUACGCUUCUUUAUGGCCCUAGCCGAACAAGACAAAUGAUCGAAUUUAUUAAUGUUCCGAGCCUUUGAGUUACCUAAUUAGCUUCCUGGCCUAUUUAAAUGGCCGUAAGUUUUAUAAGUGUGUUAAUGUUAAAAUCUUUAGAAAUAUUGAUCAAUACUGUUCGUUGUUGUACGUUUAAAUACCGUAGAAAGGAGAUAAAUAC